Molecule: messenger RNA, 1698 nt
Organism: Gloeophyllum trabeum ATCC 11539
Lineage: Eukaryota; Fungi; Basidiomycota; Agaricomycetes; Gloeophyllales; Gloeophyllaceae
Exons: 1
Coding region: 1-1698 (565 amino acids)
Molecular function (GO): protein binding
Source: RefSeq, a predicted model, not a curated record
AUGCUCUCCGCAACUCGCUCCCGGCUGCCGUUGUGCAGGCGUGCGGCCUUUUCGAUCCAGUACCAGGCGCGGUUUCCCAGGCGGUACGAGUCUUCCAAGUCCGGACCCAAACUCCCGGCCGCCUACGACAAAGACCUAGCCGACGACCACGACGGCCCCCUCUACACCAACUUUGCAGACAAUGCCGUCUUCACAUUCGGCGUCCUCCGCCGCUUCGUCAAGUUUACGCUCAUAGGCUUUGCCUCCGUCGGCGUCCUCACCUGGACGGCCUUCGAGGGCGCACACCAGUACGUCGAAGCCGUCUGCCUCGCAAACGAGUCCGACCCCGACGUCAACAAAUGGGGCUGGGACCGCGACGGCGGCGACACCUGGCGCUGGUCCGGCGGCGACGCGGGCGGCACCGACCCCCGCCUCGGCUUCAAAGGCAGGCACGCCGUCCGCAGCGCCUGGAUGGCCCAGCACUGGGGCAUCGGCAGCGCGGGCAGCGUCAUCGGCUCCAAGGCCUUCUCCGCCCACCCCGGCGGCGGCCGCCUCAGCAUCGUCGAGGCCCGCCUCGAGGUCGCCCAGGAGUUUCUCAGCCUCGCCUUGACGAUCGCAAGGGAGCGCGCGGGGCGCGUGCACCCCGACACCCUCCCGACGCUCCUCGCGCGCCACGCCGGCAUCCUCGAGCGCAUGGGCACGCGCGACGCGCUCUUCGAGGCCCGCGCCGAGUUCGAGCAGGUCUGGGACGCCCUGGGCGGCAGCGGCGCCGACGCCGACGCCGCGCGCCUCGCGCUCAAGCUCGGCGACCUCAACAAGCGCCUCGGCGACACCGACGACGCGCUCGACUGGUGGGCGCGCGCGAUCCAGCUCGCGGCACCGUCGCCAUCUCCCCCGGAGCUCCCCCUGACCCCCACCGUGCCCGCGUCCCUCCCGCCGUCCCCGCUCGCGCAGCGCACCCUCGCGCAGACGCUCGUCUCCCUCUCCGCCUUCUACGCCACCUCCGGCCGGCUCGCCGACGCCCUCUCCCUCGAAUCCGCCUCCCUCUCCCUGCUCAGCCCCUUCCUCUCCCCCGCCCCGCCAUCCGACCCCGCCCCGCAGGCCCUGCACACCCUCUACCUGCAACACCGCACCGCCCUCCUCGCCAUCCACCGCGCAGAGGUCGCCUACGCGCUGCGCGCCGCCCCGCCCGCCGCGUCCCUCGCGGCGGACCUGCAACGCGCCGCGCAGCUCGCGGAGCGCGUCGCGCUCGCGCUGACGGGCGCGCCGGCGGUGCACCCCGACGCGCCGCUCAGCGCGAUCCCGCACCCGCCCGUCGCCGAGGGCGAGCGCGCGCUCGUGGGCGCGUACGCGCGCAGCCAGAGCAUGUCCCGGCCGGCGCGCGCGCUCCUGCGGGACGCGCGCCGCGCCGCGGCGGAGGCGUGGAACCUCGCCGGGGUGCUGUACGAGGGCCAGGGCGCGGGUAAGGAGGGCGGGAAGAAGGGGUGGUUGGGUGGAGGGAGGGAGAGGGAGGAGAGUGCUAGGGAUGUGGAGAGGGCGCUGGAGUGCUACGAGCGCGCGCUGGGGUGGGCGGGCGUGCACGCGGAUCGGGUGGGGAAUGUCGCGGAGCCGGCGGAGGCGAUGUUGGAGGCGGAGUGGAGGGUGCUCUGGGGGAAUUAUGUGAGGGCGCGCGAGGUUGUCAGGAACGCGAAAGCGCAGGAGAAGGAGAAGGCCAAGUAA